AUGGUGUCGCAGAACCCGGACGGCCUCGUGCACCUCCUGGCCACCAGCGAGGACGGGAGCCACUCGCCGCAGGUCUUCCGCAUGCGCUGGGACCAGCCCCUGCGCCGGUUCAUGAAGGCCUACGCCACGUUUCGGCAGGCCGGGCCGGAGGCGGAGUUCGUGAUGACCACGCCCAGCCACGAAGGCCGGCUGGACCCGGGUGCCACCGCGAGCGUCUACGGGCUCACGGACGGGGACCAGGUGAUAUUUGCGCCCUGCGGGGCUGCCACGGGUGCGACGCAGAAGGCUCCAGUGCCCGCCCCAGCGGAGACGAGCCCCGCGCAGACGCCCGCGCGCAAGGCUGCGCGGCGGGCCUCUCCCAGCGCCGGCACGCCGGCCCACGGCAAGCUGAAGAAGGCUGGCCAGGACCCGAAGCCGAAGGAGGGGCCAGGCAGGGGCUCCGGCGGCCGCGGCCGCGGCAGGGGGCGCGGGCGGGGCCGCGGCGCCGCCGAGGACGCAGGUGGUGGCGAGCGGCCGCAGCGGAGGCGGCGGCCGCGGCCACAGCAGCUCGCGAGGCCGAGGCCAGCAGAAGGCCGUGGCGCGCAGGGGCAAAGGAGGCGCAGCUGCUCCAGCGAUCGAGGAGGCGGCGGUCGUGGCCGCCGAGCCGGCGGAGAAGGCUUCCCGGUGCUGCGCCCUGGCAGAGCCCGACGUCCCGGGCACCCACAAGCGGACCAUCACCAUCGGGAUGGGCCCGGCCAAGGGCUGGCGCGUGACCGCGUGGCUGAGGGACAAGACCGACACGGGGGAAUUCGACAGCACCGUCCGGUGGCGUAUCACUUCUCCUGA
Prorocentrum cordatum is the source of this 825-nucleotide messenger RNA. NCBI's taxonomy places the organism in Eukaryota, Dinophyceae, Prorocentrales, Prorocentraceae. The record is from the annotation of a GenBank genome assembly.